Messenger RNA from Colletotrichum higginsianum IMI 349063, 2154 nucleotides. Its product is annotated as Duf974 domain containing protein. Gene Ontology annotation, cellular component: mitochondrion. The transcript is spliced from 2 exons. The coding region runs from base 1 to 2154 and encodes 717 amino acids. The record is from RefSeq and is a predicted model, not a curated record. Lineage: Eukaryota; Fungi; Ascomycota; Sordariomycetes; Glomerellales; Glomerellaceae.
AUGCAUCGCGCGCUAUCAUCCAGAUGGCUCAGGAGCGCCCUGAGUAUUGGCGACAGAGCCACCCUAGCGGAGGUGCCGAUUUACCUUUGCCCGUCCCUCGGCGCCGCAUCCGGGAGACACUCGUUUGCGCCGGCCGCCGAGGCUCGUCGGGGUCUUCCCUAUGGACAGCGACGCUGCGUUCACGUCGAGGCCAACACAACCAGUGAAGCACAACAAUCGCCGCCACCCGCGACCGAACCGACGCAGCAACUCUCGACCAAGAAGCUCCCGCUACAAUGCAGCGGCUGCGGCGCGCUGACCCAAACGACGGACGCCGGACAAGCUGGUUACUACGACUUAAGUAGGAGAGCAGUGAAGGAGUUUCUUGCGCCCGCACAUGGCCAAGAUGCAGAGAAAGAGCUUAAAGACGAGGAUAGGGUUGUCGAAGAGGCUCUGCAGAACCUGAGCGAAGAGCAGCUGGCGCAGUUGGGUUUGGACCCAAGGACUUUGCGCUACGGGGAGGAGCUGGAGACAGACCGGUCUGUGUCACGCCCUGCGAACAAGAGAGCGCCGCUCUGCGACCGAUGCCACAAGCUGGUCCAUCACCACUCUGGAAAGCCGAUCUACCAUCCCACCGUGGACUCCCUGCGAGAGACAAUCGAGGAGUCGCCAUUCAAGACCAACCAUAUUUACCACAUCAUCGACGCCGCCGACUUCCCCAUGUCGUUUAUGCCGAGGUUGCACCAGAUCCUUGACGCCAACCUGAAGCACCGCAAUCGCAGGAACAGGGCCGGGCGAUACUUCAAGGACCGCAAGUUCGACAUGAGCUUCAUCAUCACCCGCUCGGACCUGCUGGCGCCGAAGAAGGAGCAGGUCGACGCGCUUAUGCCGUACUUAAGAGAGGUGCUGCGUAAGUCGCUGGGAAAGUUUGGUCGGCUCGUUACGCUGGGCAACGUCAAGUGCGUCAGCGCCCAGAGGGGCUGGUGGACGAAAUCCCUCAAGGAGCAGAUCUAUGAGCGUGGAGGCGCCGGAUGGAUGGUUGGCAAAGUGAAUGUUGGCAAGAGCCAGCUGUUCGAUUCCGUGUUCCCCAAGGGUACGACGGCCAACAUCCCUUCUAAGCACAAUGUCGAAGUCUCCAUGUUCGCAAGGGAGGAAGAUACCGACGGCACUACGUACUCGGCCGGGGACGUGUUCGAGAGCGAGGCGGACCGUCUGGACUUGGAUGCGCUGCUGCCGCCCGCCCGAAACGAAACCAACUUCCCGGAAAUGCCGACCGUGUCUUCCCUCCCCGGCACUACGGCAUCCCCUAUCCGCAUUCCCUUUGGAAACGGAAAGGGAGAGUUGAUCGAUCUGCCCGGAGUCGCUCGAUCGGAUCUCGAAAACUACGUCAGGCCGGAGCACCGACAGGACCUUGUCAUGCACCACCGGAUCAAGCCCGAGCAGCGCUCCCUCAAGCCCGGUCAGUCCCUCUUGCUGGGUGGUCUGAUUCGCAUCACCCCGACAACGCCGGACCUAGUCUUCCUCGCGUACAACUUCACGCCCAUCCCCGAACAUGCAACGGCCACCGAGAAGGCCAUUGAGUUUCAGGAGCAGACGAGAGAGUCCCACCGUGUGCAGAACCUGGCCGUGCCCGGAAUCGCCGACAAGAUCAAGCUCGCCGGGACCUUCCAGCUCCGGUACGACGUGACCAAAGAACGCGCGGGACCCCUCACGCGCAAACAUGUUGGGGACAUGAAGGUUGAGAACCUCCCCUGGCGCGUUCUGGCCAUUGAUCUCCUCAUCGAAGGUUGCGGCUGGGUUGAGAUCGUUGCGCAGGUGCGGACCAAGACCCUCUUUGCCGGUUGUGCGCCAUUCACGGGCCGAGAAACCGCGCCAGAGCCUGAACCUGAGCCUGAGCCGAUUGACCCCUUUGCCAAGAUGGAGAAGGCGGCGGAGAGGCGAAGCGUGGCCAAGGUUGAGGAGAAAAAGCCUGCCGCAAAACCCGACGAGCCGCACUGGCCCGUAAUCGAGGUCUGGUCUCCCGAGGGCAGGUUCAUCGGCUCUCGUAUGCCUAUGAAUGCAUGGUUGAUCAACAAGUCUCCGAAGAAAAGUAUCAAGACCCGCCCUCGCAAGAGCAUGAAGGGUGCGAAGAAGGCCGCCAAAGGCGCCAAGAGAGCCGCCGAGGCCGCUGCGUAG